UGGAAUACGUGUUGACUCUUUUCUUGUAUUAUAGAGAGGGAUACUAUAUUUUUUGAUUAUUUUAUCUGCAUCUUGUUACUUUUUUAUUUUUUUUGCUACCUAACCUGUCAAGCGUUCUAUGUCUUCCGAUACGUUAUGGUGAUGUUGCAGUAGGGGGCGCGCGUUCUUGUAACCAUACCCUGAAUAUUGUUUGCGGCCCUUGCCCUUUAUGCCUUUCGUUUCCUGAGUCGGUGAACCGAUUGCAAUUGUCAGCACCAGGCAUCGUCAAGUGGAUUUCAGUCAUGUCAGCACCUGCUAUGGGGAGCACCAAAACAGCUCACAGUGAUGUGAGCCAAAAGAAGAAGAGGGGGCCAGGUGCCCUGGCGACGGCGUAUCUGGUUAUUUAUAACGUGGUUAUGACAGCUGGGUGGCUGGUGAUAGCUGUGGGCCUGGUUCGUGCUUACUUGGCCAGAGGCAGCUACCAUGGUCUAUACUACUCCAUAGAGAAGCCCCUAAAGUUCUUCCAGACUGGUGCUCUCCUGGAGGUAUUGCACUGUGCUGUGGGCAUUGUUCCGUCCUCAGUGGUUCUGACAGGAUUCCAGGUGAUGUCUCGAGUGUUCCUCACCUGGGCUGUGACUCACAGUGUCAGAGAGGUCCAAAGUGAGGACAGUGUCCUGCUCUUUGUAGCGGCCUGGACCAUUACAGAGAUCAUUCGCUACUCCUUCUACACAUUCAGCCUGCUCAACCACCUGCCCUACCUCAUCAAAUGGGCAAGGUACACAUUCUUCAUUGUGCUGUACCCAAUGGGUGUCACUGGGGAGCUGCUAACUAUCUAUGCAGCCCUGCCAUAUGUACAGAAGACUGGCAUGUACUCUGUCACUCUGCCCAACAAGUACAACUUCUCCUUUGAUUACCACACCUUCCUCAUCCUCACCAUGAUCUCCUACAUUCCACUGUUCCCACAGUUGUAUUUCCACAUGAUGCGUCAGAGGAAGAAAGUCCUGGGGCAUGUGGAGGACUACACCAAAGUGGAGUAAACCGAGCACAUCACAGACUGGUCACAGGAGAAAAGAGGAAUGAAGAGAAGAUAACCUUUCAGAAACCUGCUUGGCCUACUAAACAUGUCUGCUUGUUGAUAAACCAAGCUUAACUCUGUUUUCAGAUUCAGAAGUGCGAUGUGAGGACUAUGAUGUAAUCUAACAAUGUUUUUAUGGUUUAUCAAUUGGUUGUUGAUGAGUUGUUGCCUGAGAUCCGGUUUUCAAGUGCAUAUACUACAAUUUGAACAGCUUGGUGGUUUCUUUAUGAGCAAAGGCACUUACCCACUGUUCUAUAAGAACGCUCACUCAAAAUUGUACUGAAUCGAAUACAGUUGCAUCGGCCCCUCUUUAAGAGGCGAGCUGAAUGGUCCUGGCAAGGACUCUUGAUCAUACUGUUUAAAUUAAAUGCAAAGAUACAUACUGUCCUGUUCUCUAGUGGCACUGUAGGAGACUUACUCUAAAACAACCCCCUGGUCUGCACAUUGUUGUAAUUGUCCUUUGUUUGGAUACAGUUCCAAGACAGUUGGAAAAGAAGAAGAGUUUGAUUUAAGUUAUUUAACUAAUUUAGUUCUGCAGCUUAUUUGUCACAUGUAGGUUUGGAUCACAUUCCCUGUUUGGUAUAAUAAAGCUUUUUCAUUCUGUGUUUGUUUAGUUUCUGUUUUUGAAUUAUACCUGGAGAACUGCAGUAACUGGGUGUUUGAUAGGAGUUUGAAAGGUUACCAUGUCCUAUCAAGAUUAGUAAUGCUUUUUAUGUUGAGUGAACUUUGUCAACCAGUUUGUACUGAAUUUACAUUGACCAGGGUUCGUGCUAUAUUCGUGUCCUUGCUUUUAAUAAAUGUUAACUUAAGGUUG
This is a messenger RNA of Osmerus eperlanus (European smelt), 1868 nucleotides long. It is a transcript of the gene hacd2, whose product is annotated as 3-hydroxyacyl-CoA dehydratase 2. NCBI's taxonomy places the organism in Eukaryota, Metazoa, Chordata, Actinopteri, Osmeriformes, Osmeridae. The record is from RefSeq and is a predicted model, not a curated record. Gene Ontology annotation, molecular function: 3-hydroxyacyl-CoA dehydratase activity. Gene Ontology annotation, biological process: fatty acid elongation; very long-chain fatty acid biosynthetic process; sphingolipid biosynthetic process. The coding region runs from base 282 to 1016 and encodes 244 amino acids. The transcript has 7 exons. Gene Ontology annotation, cellular component: endoplasmic reticulum membrane.